AGUACACUUCCAGCAAUCGUUCCAUCGUGACCAUACACCAGUGAUUAAAAUGUGUAUUAAAGAAACGCGUACCGAUCCAUCGUGCAUUUCAGCACUCUUCGAAGCCAUCUCGAGCAAGGAUGAGACCAUGCUGAAGAACGCUUUGCGAAUGGCCACCAUCGAAACUGUGCUGUGCUUUGAAUCGACCUACGGAGUUUCACCGUUAAUUUGGUGCGUUCAAACUGGCGACGUGAGUUAUCUUGGAUUGGUGGAAUGUCUGCUGUCCACCGGAUUGUACGAUUGCCAAAUGGUUGACAGCAAGGGCCGCCCAGUACUAGCCAGCAUAGCCGAGAAGCAUACCGACAAUCCUAAGUUUGUGGAAAAGUUAAUUGAGCUUGAGAUCCAGGGAGUGGAUGAGGUAACCGCAUGCUAUAGAAUAUUAAGACAAAACUCGUUGCAAUUACUUAAGCUUUAUAUAGCUCUGAAGAAACUCGACGGAGCAGCAUUGUUUCAAUCACUGGCAAACGCUUUGAUUCAGCUAGAGGUAAAGAACUUCCCACUAUCGUCAGAACUUAAAAUAUACGUGCAAUGGAAGCUCGCUGACUAUGGCCAUCGACAUUUAUCGGGUGAUUACAACCCCCCUCCAGGACAAACGACGCACCAUGAGUGGAAGAGCCAUAUCAAAGUGAUAAGUGAUUGUUGGAGCGUUAUAGCCGAAAAGUAUGAUACUGGAGAUUAUGUAGACAUUGACGAUCGUUUAUUGCAACGACUGACGGUAAUCCAUAACCAUCUCUAUUUUCUGCAGUACAAACCGUUCGUUAAGCACCUGCCGAUGAUAGAGCUGAUAUUUUGUCUGGCAUUAUUUCUACGAUCAUUUAAGGUCGAUUCCGUGGUCUAUCGCAUGCUAGUGAACAAACGGCUUAUAUUACAGUUUUUACGCAUGAUCGUUCGGCAAUUAAAUUACAUCAAAAGGAGUCUUCUGGAUAUAGAAACGAAGUUAAAGGGUAUAGUACAGGAUCACGAUCAAUCACUUGAUGUUUUAAAAAGGGAUGCAAUAAUUGAAAGUAUUUCAGAGGAACUGGAAACCAUGGCUGUUCCUAACAAGUCCUAUGUCGUAGAUCAAUUCUGUGAAAAGAUGGCAGCCGUUAUUUAUAAAACCGGUACUCUUCUUGACCAACCAUGUGAGAAUGAUCUUAUUGUGGACUUUUUGAAGCAUAUUAAAAAGAGCAACAAACAAUGGGCCCAACAGAAGAUCGACGAAAUAAAUUAUCUCAAACAAGAAAGCAAAGACCGUUUGAUCGCGUUAGUCAAAAGUCGUAUACCUUGCACCACACACCCGGUGAAUGUUGCCGAUCGAUUGAUCAAACUAAUGAAAGGCAAAACAUCGCUGGCGCAGAUCGUGGCCGAUGAAUCUUUUAGCAUGGAACAUCUGAUGAGUAAACAGGAUCGACGUACCGUACGAAGGAUGAUCAAGUGUUACAAUAAAACGAAACAAUACUAUUCGCUCACCAAGAUUUACGGUAGUUUAUCCCAGGUGGGCGAAUUGAAUCACAAAAAUGGGGCCGUAUUUGUCCCGUGCAUCAAGAGAGCAUUUACCGUUUUAGGUGAGACGAUGAAAAACACCAAAAGCACACCCAAUAUGCCGCACGGACGCAUCCGCAACACCGUGGAGAAAUUACUGAUGCCGCAACUUUCGGCAUUUAACAUAUCACAUCGUAAUACGUAUGCAAAGGCAUUUUCACUGAAAAGGCUUUUGAUUGCGGAUAAUUUGGAAGAAAAUAUAUUAAUCAACCUACCACUCUACAUGACCGUCGUGAGGGUAAUGUUGUUACUGUUGAUCGCGGUGCUGGGAGCCGAUAUCAGGCGCUCAUUCUACGGUAUGUUGUAUGAAUGUAAUACUGUACAAGCGUUACGCUCGCUGCUACUAUACGUAGAGAAUGAUGAUGAUUUUGCGAAAAUGUUAAAGGAGUGUUUAAAAGAAGUUAAAAAGUAUUUCGACAACAUAGAAAAGCUACUAAAAGAACUAGAACAUAGCCCCGUUGGACAAAAAGCUCAAUUUGAAAACGUCAAGCAACAUUUCACUCAGCAAUAUACUUUGAGCAAAGAGUUGCGAACAAUGCUGGAAACGGAAGAAGCAAUCUCGAAUUUGCGUAAAACGUGCUUUGCCUGCACCGAUAUCAUAACAAUCCGACGUUUGCUUCGUUGGAAGCUUGAAUCACACCAUCCGAACAGAUUGUUGCAAAGAAUGUCCAAAGAAUGGGAUACUUCUACUACAGAAAUUAACUCAAUGGUUAAUCUCGAUACACGAUUAGUGACAAUAAACAUUGCAACCGUGCCAAACAAGCUUAAAAUGAUACAGAUGGCUAUGGACUCGGCUUACUAUUACGGUUGCAUCGAACAUACGCGCCAGCUAGCCAAACAAAUUGGAAUAGAUGCGACUGAUGACUCGAAACACCAGACGCUUAAUACGAAACUUCGAUCUUACUAUGAUAACAUGUUUUUCCUCGAUAACAAAUGGAAGUCGAUAAAUGAAUUCUGCAAACAGAACCACAUUUUGCUGCCGAGCGAUAAAGUAAACAGUCUGCGUGAAGAAGAUGAGGCCCGUCUGCAGCAGUUGUUUGAAGAGCGACAGAAUAGAUUACGAACGAUCCUCGAAAUAGGGAAUAUACGAGAGGUAGAAGACAUUGCAAGCUGUCUAAAAACUAUCUCCCCCUGCAUUAUUGCUGCGCUCGAGUACAUUCAACUAGAAGUUUGCGAAAUCUUGACCACAGUCGGAUACUUUGGAGAUAAUUUCUACUAUCUAAAGCAUCGCAUACCGAUGAUAAUGGGGAAAAGCUAUCGCAAUCUUCUUGCACACGAUGCCUUGUCCUACGAUAUGCUCAGCGACAGUGGAGAGGAAAAGCUGCUCAUUAAUGCGAUCGUUUUAGCCAACACGAAAAUAACUCUCUUCCCCACAGCCAAUAACAAACCGCAAUGCCGCAAUACCAUUGAACUAAGCUUUCCUACUCCCGAGAACACAUUUCGAUGGGUCGAAAAACAGGAAAAAAUAAUAGAAGUCUUGAAAGCGGACGACUCACAACUGCUGCAAGUGAUGAUGCAGGCCGGUGGAGAAAUAAAAAGCCAUUUCUAUUAUGAACUACAGCCGGAUCAACACCAACCCUCUCAUCUUGAUCUCACGAAGAUUGUUCAUCGCUUUUGCCGUCCUAAUUCAACCGUAAUACAACUAUUGGGCCGUUAUUUUCCCUCUUUUGCAAAAACAUAUCACCAUCCCGAGAUUAUGCUGCAAAAUGCUCUUGAACGAAGCGAUUUCCAUCAGGUGAUUGAGCUUUACUGUAGCUUACCUGAAAUGGAGUUUGAUAAGAGGGUGUUUUCCUGGCCGAUGCUACUAUCAAAAUUUUCAUCGGACUUUAUUGCUAGAUUACCCUUACAACGUAAGCAAGAAUAUCUAAAUCUAUUUCUCGACUACGGUAAUGAGUCAUGUGCCCGGAAAAUGAUUUCUAACCAUAUUCAGAAUCCCAGCCAACAUACAGUAAGUCAUGCGAUGAUACGUGGAAUGUACUCGGUUGUCGAGUUGUUGGUGCAAAACACGUCCCGUCUACAGACAAAUGAUAUGGAGCUGGCGAUCAUUAUGCAUUGGAAUGAUCUGCUGCCUGCUAUUGCAGUCAAGAUUGAGCUCGAUGCAAAGGAGUACGUGACUCUGAUCGAAACAGCUGUAAAGGUAAACAACGAAAAGGCGGUAGAAUAUUUGCUUCACGACAAGUUGAAGCGUACCGAGAAAGCUCUUAAAGUGUGUAUCGUAACUGCUGCACUUCACGGAAGGAAUAACAUUUUAAAGUAUUUGUUGAGUCAUUUUUUCACACCAGCAUCCAUUUUAUUAGAAGCGCUUCGCGAAGCCGCCGCUACCAAACACUGGAUAACGACGCGAUUAUUGCUUGAAGCAGUAGGAUCGGAAGAGCUGGAAUGUCCCAGUGACGCUAGAAUGACAGAUAUCCUACUAGGUUUUGUCACUCUUGGUCAGUCACGAUUGAUUAGAAAGAUAGGAUCACUUUACAAGUUCAAUUACGAGAGUAUUAAAUACCAUCCACUGGCGUUGGCCGUAGAAUAUCGAAAAGCUACUCCUAGAAUGAUUGCAUCGUUACGCCUGCUAAGUUUCGGGUGGCUCGAUUGCACCUCGAUUCUACACGAAAUAAUACUUCAAGGAAGCGACGAACCCUCUUGGAAUGCAAUAUGGAGUAACAUCGAUGAUCAUCUGUCUAAGAUAUUUACUCUCAAUUCUGAUCACUGCACUUUAGCUAUCAAUGUGCUGCAACGCUGGAAAACGAUCGCGUUCGUCGAGCAAAUCAAAUCGAGCAAUACUUCCUUAUGCUGUGCCAUACAAUCGAACGACAUAUCAAUCCUUCGGACACUACUCAGCCGCUCCCGUGAUAUGAGGAACCUCAACAAUACUAGCAUUCUUCAAGAGAUUGUGUUCCAGAUCGGUUCUUUGAUCGUUCGACUCGAUACCGAGCAUGGUCAAUGGGAUGUGCGGACAUGCUGCGACAAGAUGAUCAACAGAAUGACCCACCUGUUUGCGAGUUCGAAUGAAACGUGUUGGCAGGAGUUUACAAUCGUUUGCGGCGAAGUGGUGGUUCACUUUUCUGUGUUUGCUUCUGAAGAAAUAUCCCAACCCAUAGAGGUAGAGUUCAAUAUCAGGAAUAACACCAGGUUUAUUGAUAACCUGCAGGAUGUACAAAUCAUUGCAAAUGAAGUUUUCAACAAACACACAGUAGUACAUGCAACGUUUACUAAAGGCAAUCGAACCGUGCAUUUCUGGCGUUUGGAAGACUGGACUUGUGCGUACGAUAUCUACCCACCCAAUAGUGCCAUCGAUCUGUUACCUCUUGUGAACAUACCGGCACUCUUCAGAAAAACAGUUUUGCACUGUGCAGCCUUAAAGGAAACGGAUGUAGAAACGUUAAAAUUGCUGAUGGAAAACGGCGCUCAUCCUUUGCUGAAAGAUAAAUUCGGAAAAACGCCCGUACAUCAUGCCCUGCAGAACCCUUUGAAGCCUGAGUUAGCAUUGUGCUUAAUGAGGGAAUGUGUUGAGCGUUGUUUGUGUAGCGUUGAUGGUUCAUCACUAAUAGAGGUAACUGAUGGGGAUGGAAAAAAUAAGCUUAUUCAUACUGCUACAAUUUGGGGACAUGAAGAUGCGAUACUGUAUUUGCUAAGGAACAACGCCGAUGUGACGGCGCGGAAUGUGCAUCUUCAAACGCCUGCACACAUAGUGGCUGUUAAACCGAUGUACAACUCCGUUGCGUUGAUGAAAAUCUUGCUCGACCAGGACAGAGGCUUGUUGAACUUGGUUGACUCAUAUGGUUGCACACCGUUGGGCUGGGCUGCCAAAGUAGGUAAUAUCAAACUUUUGCAUACAAUCAUGGAAUACAGGCCGGACUUCGAUAAUACAUCAGCAAAUCGGGAUGCCCUUAAAUAUGCACUCAUGGCACAUCACGCACAAUGGGUCAAAUGUUUCAUCGAAUUUCUCACCGCGAACGGCAUCCAGGGAAUUACGAAGCUGUUGGAUAUGGAUUUAAUCAUAUUGUCGCUUGAUGUGGACGAUUGGCAACUAUCGGUGGUGCUGCUCGAGUACGAAUUAGGUCAUACUUUAACGAAGCAACCUACGAGAGGUGAUUUAGAUCGUUUUAAUACUAUUAUACAGAGUGCUGGUGAUCUAACGACCAAACUCGAAUCGAAACGAUUCAUUAUGUUGCUGGAAUGUUUAAUCCCGAUAAGGCCUACAACCCCGUAGUACUAUUCUCGAAAGGUAGCUCCCCAUGUUGUCUCUAACUUUUGGAUGGUUCGCGUUACCGUGCGUUUACAAACACCGUCAAAUAGCAGCGAAGAGUGGAGACAAAAUCGAUGAUAUGAUGUCAUUAAUAUAUUCAAAUUGUUUGCAUUUCAUCGAAUGUCACCGCACCGUACAGAAUGAUUGGAUGCAAGGCUAGGAUAUCGUCUCUCGAAAAAUCGUCUCGCUUACAUAUUGGCAUGAAAUGAUUCAUUCAUUUUGUUUUUGGCUACUUUUUUACUCUUCACGGCGAGAAAAGAGUACGGAUAGAUAUAUACAAGUACUGAGUUAUAAUAAAAAACAAACUAAAACAAAUAACAUGAAGCUAAGCGUUGAAAUUUUCUUUCAUUUACUUAAUAAUCAUGAUUACAACAUGAUAAUUGCAAGGGAGAUAUAAAACGUUAUAAUGCAUGUCCUUAGUUGCCAUAUUAUGUCCAAAAAUCUGUGUCAUUAUUUUUGAUCAAACUAUUACAGGCGUCCCCCAAGUUACGACCUCGUCAAGUUACGACGAUUCGCAGAUACGACGAUUUUGAUUUUGACAGUUAAAAGCUAUCGAACUUCGAAGAUUUUUUUUUAAAUUUCUUAUUGAUAUCCAUAAGGACAGUGGAGGCGUGGUAGGCCCAAACUGAGGUGGCAAGAUGGCGUGGAGGCGUCCGCCAUUCUUCUUC
Anopheles arabiensis is the source of this 6468-nucleotide messenger RNA. RefSeq lists its product as uncharacterized. The record is from RefSeq and is a predicted model, not a curated record. NCBI's taxonomy places the organism in Eukaryota, Metazoa, Arthropoda, Insecta, Diptera, Culicidae. The transcript has a single exon. Gene Ontology annotation, molecular function: protein binding. The coding region runs from base 50 to 5764 and encodes 1904 amino acids.